AGACUCUCUUUGUUCCUUCAUCUCUGAGGCAGAGAGCCUUUGCCAGAACUGGAGAGGAUGGAGGAAGCAAUCGGCUGGACCCAAUUCUCCCACUGUCAAAAUGAAAGGACUCAAAGGAGAGUAUUCAGAGUUUAAAUUAAAAGCACCUAACUCAGACUGUCCAGCUGACUUUACAGGAGGCUUAACGGGAAAAGACCCUCUGAUGCUCGGAGUCAUAUUCAAGAUAAGUGUCUCACCUUGGCUACAUAAGGGACUACACCCUUAAAAAUAGGGCAGUUUAAUAUCUUAAUUUUAGUAUUUACAUUGUGUGUCAUUGGCUACUGUGAAUACACCUGCCCUUAAAGUAUCAUUGAAUAAUUAUUUUCUACAUCUAUUUUUUCCUUACAGAAAAUUCAGCAUUUUAGAAAGAUGCAUGGUCUUCUAGAUAACAUUACUGCAUUUUAGAUUAUUUUUUCCCCACCAGGUUUGACUGCUUUCACCUUGUUCUGAAUACGUCUAAGAUCUGUGUUGUGAAUGUCUGACUGUGGGUUAUGAUAUGCCAGAUAAUUGGCCACCUGUCUUCUGCUGAUUGCUACUAACACAGUACAGCUGAUGAAUCAGUUAAUGAGUUCUAUGCAAAGUCAGCCUGUGUAAAAUGGUUAAAAUCAAGCUGGCUGACUUGUACUGCAGUAGAUGAGGAGGGCUUGUGUUGUCUUCCCACUUGGAAGAAAUGUUUUCUCAGGACACGUAAUUUUAGUUACACUUGUCAAAGUAUUUUUCUUGAGCCAGUUUAGUGUAGCUUGAAGGAGAACAGUCACACUAUAUAAUGGAGAGAUUGGAGGGUAGUUGUAAUGAUCGUUCUACUGCUCCUGCCACCAGUGCUACUCUACUAGUACCAUUGAGAACUAGUAACUGAUUGUAUGUGAGUCCUAGUCCAUUGUAACUGUAAGUAUUUUGAAGAGUAAGAUGUACUGGUAGAAUAAUAAGCAGAAUGCAUUUGCCUUUGCUGCUUUUUUGUCAAAUUAGUCUGUCUUCAGCAUUUCUAAUCUAACCUUCAUACCCAGCACCAAAUCCUUGCAAAAAGGAAAACUGUCUAGGCUGCAGGCUUGUAGCUCUUUGAAGAAUGUGCAGGUGUUUCACCUGGUACUGAAGUCUUUUUUGAGUCUUGUACCUUGUAGAGGUUGUUUAGGUGUUAUGUCUUUUCUAGUGCUGUGUGAUGAAAGACUUCGAUAAAGUACCUCUUCACAAAAAGUGCGGUUAAAACGACAAGAAAUACCUCUCCUUUUGUUGCUCAGAGCAAUUUGAAGUAUUCAGGAGCCUCACUUUGGACCUUCUGUAGUAUCUACUAUUGCAGUAUUUAAAUUGACUGUGUUGCACUAAUUAAAACCAGUAAUUUUUUCUUAGUGAUUAAUUAAAUAGUAAUUUUUUUUACAGACUUGAUCAAAGCUUUACACCUUUUCUGAUUGUCAAAAGUGGAAAUGAGAUUACUUUUCUGCCAAAAUCUUGUUUAUCAAAGGGAUGCUCUACUUUUCCAUUGUUCAUUUUACAAUCUGUUUGCAUUUGUGGAUGGGAUUACAGCGCUGUAAAACAGAGGCUCUGUCUAUAACAGAGUAAAAGUCACGGUUGAUGGAGAAACAAUCCUGAUGGUAAAAAAAAUUUACUAUGUGGGAGAAGGGAAUGCUUCCUAAUGAAUCUAAUUUCACUGCAAUCAAAAAACCAUAAAUGUGGAUGUUUGAAAACAAUAUUUUCUUUCCAUGUUUAUAUAAUCCUUCAAUUUGACAGGUCUGCUCAGUACUGGGGGAGAUGUUGACUGCUUUGCUGUGUGGAUGCACUUUCAAAGCCCUCUCCUUUCCUAUCUGUUUCCCAGCUGUUUGGACUGGAGGGUGUCUCUAGGCAGAGGGUGAGAAAGCCUUACUGACAUCAGGGCUUAAGUUUUCCUUUGAUAUGUUGCCUGGAGGCCGGUGGGGAAAGCAAGCUGAGGGCCAGAUUGGUUUACAUUCUGGCUUCCAGUGGUGUUUUAGAAGCUGGUUAGGGAGGUGAAGAGGCAUAACAUUGAAUAUUUGAAACUGAAUUAAUUAGGCUCUUGGCAACAGGGUUUGGAAGACAGGAGAACCAAGGCUGCUGUAGUGAUGGAUCAGGAAGUGAUCUCAAUCAAGCAGUGAGGUGCUUGCAGAUAAAGACAAGUCUGGCAUUUUGUGUAGUGUGUAAUCUAGCUCAGAGCAAAGCAGAAACAUAAGACUCCCAUAGCCUGAUGAUAAAAAAUCCUCAUCUGUGCUUAAAAACAUAAAAAGUGAAGCUAGUUUGAUAGAAAGGUGGUGGUUAAAUGUAUUUAUAUAAAACUCUUGGUGACUUCAGUUAAGAUCCUCUUGGGCUCAGUGUCGUCAGCACUGUACAAACACAUGAAUUCCCAGUUUCUAGUGUAAAGAACUUGAAAUAUAGAGGCAGAUAUCAUACGAAAGGUGGUGUUGAGGAGGAUAAAACAACAAAUAUUAUUUUAAAUUAAAAUCUUGUAAAUAGCUGAAUAUUGAAUGUUACUAAAAAAGUCAAUACGAAGGUUCCUGGAUAACCUUUCCAUUGCUGUCUUGUGCAUAUACACUGUCAUAUUUCUUCUCUGUGUAAUCACCUAGCAUUCACAGGAUGUUGGUGCCAUGUUCUACUAGAAAUGUGGGAAAAAUAUUUGGUUACCUUAAGCCUUGCUAAAUGGCUUCAGUUUGUCAGGAAACAAAGUUUGAGUCACUGAUGUCUGCUAGGCUAAUAUAGCUCUCCUGACAAAGGAUUGUUUUUCUUUAGGAAUGUGUACCCAUGCCCUAGGCGUCUGAAAACAAACAUGAAGUUUGCAGGCAAUUCUUUAGAAAAUUUCUGUGCUGCCUUUUACUGUCUGUCAAAAUUGGUCCUUGAACUUGGUGAGAUAAGAGAGGAGGUAGAAGAGCUCCCUGCUCUGAUCUCUUUAACCUCUCAUGUGUUUUGUUCUCUGAAUGGCUAAUUGCAUUUUGUAUCUUGUUUUGCUAGAUGGGUUGGUGAUCCCAUUGGUGGAACUGUCUGCAAAACAGGUUGCAUUUCACAUUCCGUUCGAGGUGGUGGAGAAAGUUUAUCCUCCAGUGCCUGAGCAACUGCAGCUUCGAAUCGCCUUCUGGAGUUUCCCAGAAAAUGAGGAAGAUAUCAGAUUGUACUCGUGUUUGGCAAAUGGCAGUGCAGAUGAGUUCCAGCGAGGGGAGCAGCUGUUCCGGGUGAGGGCUGUCAAAGACCCUCUCCAGAUAGGUUUCCAUCUGAGUGCUACUGUGGUACCCCCACAGAUGGUGCCACCCAAAGGUGCAUACAAUGUGGCAGUGAUGUUCGACCGAUGCAGGAUCACAUCAUGCAGCUGUACCUGUGGAGCUGGAGCCAAGUGGUGUGCUCACGUCGUGGCACUCUGCCUCUUCCGGAUACACAACGCAUCUGCGGUAUGCUUACGAGCACCUGUUUCUGAGUCCUUGUCUCGGCUACAAAGAGACCAAUUGCAAAAAUUCGCUCAGUACCUAAUCAGUGAACUUCCACAACAGAUUCUUCCAACAGCUCAGCGCUUGCUGGAUGAGCUGUUAUCUUCUCAGUCUACUGCCAUCAACACGGUGUGUGGAGCCCCAGAUCCUACUGCUGGACCCUCUGCAUCAGAUCAAAGCACCUGGUACUUAGAUGAAUCUACUCUGAGUGACAAUAUAAAGAAAACCCUUCAUAAAUUCUGUGGACCCUCUCCUGUUGUUUUCAGUGAUGUGAAUUCAAUGUAUCUUUCUUCCACGGAGCCACCAGCUGCUGCUGAGUGGGCCUGUCUCCUGCGUCCCCUGCGAGGAAGAGAGCCUGAAGGAAUCUGGAACCUGCUUUCCAUUGUACGAGAGAUGUUUAAGAGGCGGGAUAGCAAUGCAGCUCCUUUGCUGGAGAUUCUGACUGACCAGUGUCUCAACUAUGAGCAGAUAACUGGCUGGUGGUACAGUGUGCGAACAUCUGCAUCACACAGCAGUGCUAGUGGGCACACAGGACGCAGCAAUGGCCAGUCAGAAGUAGCUGCUCACGCUUGUGCAAGUAUGUGUGAUGAAAUGGUGGUUCUUUGGAGGCUGGCUGUCCUUGACCCAACUAUUAGUCCACAGAGGCGCAGAGACCUUUGCUCACAGCUCAGACAAUGGCAGCUGAAAGUCAUAGAUAAUGUUAAGAGGGGGCAGCACAAGAAAUCACUGGAGAAGCUCUUCCAGGGUUUCAAACCAGCUGUGGAAGCCUGUUACUUCAACUGGGAGGAAGCUUAUCCCAUUCCUGGGAUCACAUAUAGCAGCACUGACAAGAAGAACUCAUUCUGUUGGGUAAAGGCCAUCCAGCAGAGGAGCUGCCGCUUGCAGUGUGCAGAAACUGCCUGUGAGUCUGGUAGAACCCAUGGACAGGAGCCUGGGGGAGCGUGUCUGCAGCCUGGGGACAGGCUGCGUCCCUCUCCCCAGGAGCCAGCAGUUCGUCCAAAGGAACUUAUUGGAAAGCGUAAAGUUGUCUCUGAAACACCACAGAGGGUUCUGAGACGACUUUCAGCAGAAGGUGAUAAAGCUGUGUAUAAGACUGCAGUGGGGAAAACAAAGUUGCCAGUGAGUAAAGGCUUGACCAGUAAACAUAGUGGGAAACGUCGCAUGAGCAGUGAAGACAGCUCUCUGGAGCCGGACUUGGCAGAGAUGAGCCUGGAUGACAGCAGCUUGGCUCUGGGGGCAGAAGCCAGCAACACAUUUAGUUUUACAGAAAGUCCAAUGAGCAGGAGCUACAGGGAUACCUUUGAGGAGGAUGCUGGGGUGUACUUCUCUGAGGGACCUGAGCCCAGUGUCAGGACCAGUUCCAUAGCCAAGAAAUCACCCAAGGAUCCUGUGGGGGAAAUGGGUAGUGGUGAUGACGACCUGCCUUCUGCAGAUGAGAACAGCGGUGGUGUGAGCCUGAAGCCAGAAGAAGUGGGAGAGAAUGGUGCAGCAGGGGGAGGGGAUGAUGGAGAAGAGGAAGAUGAUUACCAGGUAUACUAUCUGAAUCCACAAGAGGUAGCCAAGGAAGAUGAUGACAAAGCUGAAGGGGGAAAUGAAGAGGAGCAGGAUAUAUUUGCUGGUAUAAAGCCUCUGGAGCAGGAGAACCAGAUGGAGAUCCUGUUUGCUUGUGCAGAGGCCCUGUAUGCACAUGGAUACAGUAAUGAAGCAUGCCGCUUAACUGUAGAGCUUGCCAGGGACCUACUGGCCAACCCUCCAGAUCUCAAAGUGGAGCAGCCACCAACUAAGGGCAAAAAGAACAAGGUAUCAACCAGCAAGCAGACAUGGAUGGCAACCAACACCUUGUCUAAAGCGGCUUUCUUGCUGACUGUAUUGAGUGAGCGGCUGGAGUACCACAACCUGGCCUUUCGAAUAGGAAUGUUUGCUCUGGAGCUGCAGAGACCCCCUGCCUCCACAAAGGCUCUGGAGGUGAAGCUGGCAUAUCAGGAGUCUGAGAUUGUUGCCCUCUUGAAGAAGAUUCCCUUGGGCACUAAUGAGAUGAACACUAUUCGAGGAAGAGCUGAAGAACUGCGAGAAGGGACACUGUGUGAUUACCGUCCUGUCCUGCCUCUGAUGUUGGCUAGCUUUAUAUUUGAUGUCCUGUGCACUCCAGUGGUUUCUCCUACAGGCUCUAGACCCCCAAGCCGUAAUUGGAAUAAUGAAAUGCCUGGUGAUGAAGAGCUUGGUUUUGAGGCAGCUGUUGCUGCUCUUGGUAUGAAAACAACUGUCAGUGAAGCAGAACAUCCUCUGUUGUGUGAAGGCACCCGAAGGGAGAAAGGGGAUCUGGCGCUAGCCCUGAUGAUUACUUACAAGGAUGAUCAGUCUAAGCUGAAGAAGAUUUUAGACAAACUCCUGGACAGAGAGAGUCAAACUCACAAACCACAGACUCUGAGUUCCUUCUACUCAUCUAGCAAGCCUACAGUAGCAAAUCAAAAAUCUCCUUCCAAACAUGCUGCUCAGUCCACUGCAGCUAUCCAGCAGCUUCCAGGGACUUCUGUCACUCAGCAAGCUGCUGUAAGCACUGCAGUCCAGAGCAGUCCUGAGAACUUCGUGGAGAAGAGUGCACAGGAGAGCUCUCAGAGGUCCCCCUGUGAGCCAGCUGCGGAAGCCACUGUCUUGAAACAAGAGGGAAAGGUGCCCAGCCGUCUGGCCCUUGGAAACCGAGGUGGAUACAAUGGGAGAUGUUGGGGUUCACCUGUCAGGCAGAAGAAGAAACACACAGGCAUGGCUAGUAUUGACAGCAGUGCUCCUGAAACCACCUCUGACAGUUCUCCAACGCUCAGUCGGCGUCCGCUACGUGGGGGAUGGGCAACAACAUCCUGGGGCAGAGGACAAGACAGUGACAGUAUCAGCAGUUCUUCAAGUGAUUCGCUGGGAUCUUCCUCUUCCAGUGGCAGUAGGAGAGCCAGUGGGGGAGCCCGUGCAAAGACUGUGGAAGUUGGCAGGUAUAAAGGGAGGCGGCUGGAGAGCCAUGCUCCUCAUGUCCCAAACCAGCCCUCGGAGGCAGCUGCUCACUUCUACUUUGAAUUGGCCAAGACAGUUCUUAUCAAAGCAGGUGGAAACAGCAGUACCUCCAUCUUCACCCACCCUUCCUCCAGUGGUGGGCACCAGGGACCACACCGCAACCUUCACCUCUGCGCCUUCGAGAUUGGGCUGUAUGCACUAGGGCUGCACAACUUCGUGUCUCCCAACUGGCUCUCUCGAACUUACUCUUCCCAUGUCUCUUGGAUCACAGGGCAGGCCAUGGAGAUUGGUAGCGCAGCCUUGAACAUCUUGGUGGAGUGUUGGGAUGGACAUCUGACUCCCCCAGAGGUGGCAUCAUUGGCAGACAGAGCUUCACGGGCCAGAGACUCCAACAUGGUACGGGCAGCUGCUGAACUGGCACUCAGCUGCCUGCCCCAUGCCCAUGCCCUGAACCCAAAUGAGAUCCAGAGGGCUCUGGUGCAGUGUAAGGAACAGGACAAUCUGAUGCUGGAAAAGGCCUGUAUGGCAGUAGAGGAGGCGGCCAAAGGAGGUGGCGUGUACCCAGAAGUCCUCUUUGAAGUAGCUCACCAGUGGUACUGGCUUUAUGAACAGACUGUUGGUGGGACCCCAGCCCAGAGAGAAGGUGCCACCGGCUGCAGUGCCAGUGGUGCACGGGCUGCCUCUGAAGCAGCGCGGGGGUUGUCAGACAACCGGGUGACAUCUGAGCCCACCACAGUAACAGUGGCAGCUGCGGUAACUGCGGCAGCAACAGUCAUGCCGGUGAUCUCUGUGGGGUCGACCAUGUACCAGCAGCAUACGAUGGCAGGGCCAGCAAUGGCACAUACACACACGCAGGGCCUCCACCCUUACACCACCCUUCAGACUCACAUCCCCUGUAAUCCCCAGUAUAUUGGACACACUAUCCAGCAUAUGCCGCGCCCAGCUGUCUUCCCAGUCCCUGGCUCAGCAUACCCGCAGGGUGUCCAUCCAGCAUUCAUAGGAGCACAGUACCCUUAUUCAGUAACUACACCAUCAUUGGCAGCUACAGCAGUGUCAUUCCCUGGUGUGCCGGUCCCAUCCAUGACGCAGAUUGCGGUGCAUCCCUAUCACAGUGAGACAGGACUGUCACUGUCUUCCAACGUAGCGAUAGGAAGUGUCCAUGCAGGAUCAACGUUCCCAGCGAUUCAGGGGGCUUCCUUGACAACUCUGUCCUCACAGCCCAACUCCCUUGUUACAGGGGGUUUUCCUGCCGAGGAUGAGCAGCACAGUCAGCCUGUGAGCCCUCAGGGUCUGCACUACCUCCACUCCGCAUACCGAGUUGGGAUGCUGGCUCUGGAGAUGCUUGGCCGAAGAGCUCACAACGACCAUCCCAACAACUUCUCCCGCAGCCCACCUUACACAGAGGAUGUAAAAUGGCUCCUUGGGUUAGCUGCGAAGUUAGGUGUAAACUACGUGCAUCAGUUUUGCGUUGGUGCAGCCAAGGGGGUGUUGAGCCCUUUCGUGCUCCAGGAGAUCAUCAUGGAAGCUCUACAGAGGCUCAACCCUGCCCAUGUGCACAACCACCUGCGCACCCCAGCCUUCCACCAGCUGGUGCAGAGGUGCCAGCAGGCCUACAUACAGUACAUCCAUCACCGGCUGAUCCAUCUCACUCCAGCUGACUACGAUGACUUUGUGAAUGCCAUCCGCAGCGCCAGAAGCGCCUUCUGCCUGACUCCCAUGGGCAUGAUGCAGUUUAAUGAUAUUAUCCAGAACAUGAAGCGCAGCAAGCAGACAAAGGAGCUGUGGCAAAGGGUCUCUCUGGAAAUGACCACCUUUUCACCGUGACAACAGGUGGAGCUCCACGGACACACAACCCUUUGCUCUGCGUAGUUGUAGUUCCAUUUACGCCAUCCUUCCUUCUGGUGUCUUUUUUAAUUUAGUUUUAACUUGUUGGAAACCACUGAUAUGAUGUAUUUAUACCAUGACAUUCCUCUCCAGCACUGUUGUGUGUUGGCGCUCUGCUUUGCUCGCUCUUCUUCCUCCUUCCCAGUGGGCUGCAGGCUUCAGAAACAUCAGGAAAUGAGAAGGAAGUUGAGCUGGCUGCCCUGUGGUGUAGUCACCGCUUUUUUCCCUGAGCCCCUGGAGUCUGUCCUGCGAGCAGUUUGCAGUGUGGUUACGCACAUGUUAGAGGGGUGGGGAAUUCUGUCUUAAAUAUUUAUUUUGGCAUUUAUAAAUAUGUAAACUUUUUUUUUUGUAUGGGCUUCUCUUACUCCACACACCAUCCUCUGUCAGGAGAGGCUGGGACUGCUGUGUGCAGCCAGUGCUCCCUCCAUUCCUUUCAGCACCUCCUGCUGAGAGAAGCUGAGACUGGAUUAGCAGGGCCAGGGCCUCUCUGCAGCAGCUGCUGAGGGCAGAGACUGAAGCUUGGGCAGUCAGAGUUGGUGACUGUACUGAGCUGCCUGGAGACUGCCAGAAGUACUUGAGCUCUUUCUCAGGAGUGUCCCACACUGGGCACUGCUGGCUCAUAGGAUGUUUUGAUCCUGGUUAUUCCGAAUUGUACAAUCAUGUUUCUUUUGGCUGGGGUAUUACUCUCCUGUAAUGAGUUUCUUAUCCCUUGUCUCUUCUCAUUUCCUGAUUAAACACUCGUUUUCUUAGACUGAC
This is a messenger RNA of Athene cunicularia (burrowing owl), 9095 nucleotides long. It is a transcript of the gene ZSWIM8, whose product is annotated as zinc finger SWIM-type containing 8. The coding region runs from base 2955 to 8279 and encodes 1774 amino acids. Gene Ontology annotation, molecular function: zinc ion binding. The transcript is spliced from 26 exons. The record is from RefSeq and is a predicted model, not a curated record. Gene Ontology annotation, cellular component: Cul2-RING ubiquitin ligase complex. Lineage: Eukaryota; Metazoa; Chordata; Aves; Strigiformes; Strigidae.